AUGGCCGCUGUUCCUCCUUUCUUCACUGUACACGACAACAUGGUCAUCUGUGGCAUUAACAAUGUCACCCUUUUCCAAGGACGCACACAAGCCGAGAGAAUUGCUUAUGAAAUAUUCUCGGACGAUUUCACCAUGACGAUGGACAGCACCACACCAGGAAGAGACGGUGUGCCACUGAGCUACAUUGUGAGAAUGAACAAUGCAGGAAUACUCACCCUCCACGAAGAUUUCUUGGAAAUCUACAUCAACAUGGCACCACACAUUGGCGAAGCAUACGUCAUGAACAACGCCAAAGUACUAGUCCUUCUAAGCAAGUUCAUUGUGGGGAAUACCAAAGCUGAGGCGACCCUCCAAGCCAUCCACAUUGCAGGCAAUGGAAGAGAAGCAUUCAAAGCACUACAUUCCCACUAUGAAGGCAAAGGGAUACUAGCCAGCGAUAUCGUCAAAGCUGAACACACCAUCAAAGAAUUGUGUUAUGUUGGUGAAAAACCCAAAAUGAACUGGUCCAUGUUUGAACGAAUGCUAAAGAAAGUGCAUGCAGCAUGCGACAAACACGAGGGGAGAGAAGUCCAUUCAGAAGCAAUGAAACUGCGUAGCCUACAAAGCAAGGUUACAGCACCAUUUCUACAACUGGACAAAACGGCAAUCAAUACGGAAAUUGGCAAAAGACCGCUGUUAAUGACUUUCACGACAGCAUUACAAAUCUACCGAACUGCAGUGAGAGAAAAGUUUCCCCAAGGAACCAGUAAUGCAACCGAUAGGGGACGAUACUUGAGCGAAACUAGAGCUGACAACGAUUGCGACAGAAGCAGGAGCCAAAACAAUGGAGGAGGCAACAAACGUCGCAACGAACAAGAGAUUGCUCUGAGUAAUGGAGAGAAGAUCUAG
This is a messenger RNA of Cylindrotheca closterium, 888 nucleotides long. Lineage: Eukaryota; Bacillariophyta; Bacillariophyceae; Bacillariales; Bacillariaceae. The record is from the annotation of a GenBank genome assembly.